Conger conger (European conger) is the source of this 698-nucleotide messenger RNA. It is a transcript of the gene mtfp1, whose product is annotated as mitochondrial fission process 1. The coding region runs from base 60 to 560 and encodes 166 amino acids. The record is from RefSeq and is a predicted model, not a curated record. The transcript is spliced from 4 exons. NCBI's taxonomy places the organism in Eukaryota, Metazoa, Chordata, Actinopteri, Anguilliformes, Congridae. Gene Ontology annotation, cellular component: mitochondrion. Gene Ontology annotation, biological process: mitochondrial fission.
CUGAGAUAGUACGGAACUGCUGGUUAAGGGGAUAUGCUUUAAAGCUUAAGUGGCAAGCAAUGGAUUCCACAUCGGAGAAAACGACUAAAGAGGUCGAUAUUUAUCGCGACACAUGGGUCCGCUUCUUAGGCUACGCUAAUGAAGUGGGAGAGGCCUUCCGAGCCCUGGUGCCAGUGAGCCUGGUGUGGGCCACCUAUGUUAUCUCUACCGCGUACGUCUCUGCCGACGCCUUGGACAAGGGCAAGAAAGCAGCCGCGGAGCACGGGGAUAACCCAGGCAGGACGCCGCGUGUGGCUGCUGCGGUGGUGGACACGUUUGUGUGGCAGGCCCUGGCCUCAGUGGCCAUCCCAGGCUUCACCAUUAACCGCGUGUGUGCCGCCUCGCUCUAUCUGCUGGGGAGGAGCACCCGCUGGCCCCUCCCGGUGCGCAAGUGGACCACCACCGCCAUUGGGCUGUCCACCAUCCCCUUCAUCAUCACCCCCAUCGACAGGUCAGUGGACUUCCUCCUGGACUCCAGUCUACGCAAGGUCUAUGGUGGGGGCUCCAAGCACGAGCCCUAGGGCUGUAACUGAUCUCACAUCAGUCUGGCAAACGCACACUGAACCAACCGGGACCUUCAGAACCACCAACCCCCUCUCACCGAACCACAAACGGCAAGGAAACACUGCUCGGAGCUGACCAUCCAAAAUGGUGGCUGU